Messenger RNA from Pleurotus ostreatus (oyster mushroom), 5349 nucleotides. RefSeq lists its product as uncharacterized. The coding region runs from base 1 to 5349 and encodes 1782 amino acids. Lineage: Eukaryota; Fungi; Basidiomycota; Agaricomycetes; Agaricales; Pleurotaceae. The record is from RefSeq and is a predicted model, not a curated record. The transcript is spliced from 6 exons.
AUGUCAACUCAUAUUGAUCUCACCUUACCUCCCGAAGCCGUUGAUUUAAGCUUGUGGAUUGGCGUUGGCAAGGAAUACUGCAAUGUCCCAGAAGCUAUAGCGAACGAGCUCAAGUCCCGAAUCUCGUUAAGUGACACAUCUCGAUCCAUGCUCCCACCACCACGUCUAACUAUAUCUGAACUCCUUGCUACCCAAUUACCACCUGAAGCGACAACCUGGGUCUUGAAGGAUGCAAGGGCCGCUUUCUGCAAUAUACCCGCGAAUACACCACUAUCCUACCUCCUUCUCCCCAACCGCCCCCUCCCUCCUCGACCAUUCUUGAUAAAGCUACGCAACGCUGCAGGUCAAGCAAUGCUAGACGGAUCUGUCUCAAUCAAACAUUGGGGUGCACACGAUAUCUAUCUACCAUUCGAGGCUCUAGGACUAUGGUAUGCACUCAGCGACUUCGUUAAAGCUCAGACAGCUUGGAAGACGGCUCUGAGGUGGACUGCCAAUGUCUUCCCUCACGACAACAGCUCGCGCACUGCUCGCAUGACAUCGAUCUUCCAGUCUCUUCACUGGGAGGGUCUUAUACCUAAGCUAGGACGCGCUUCUGAGGUCACACAUAUGGCGCAGUUCCUAUCGAGCUCGUCUCUGUCUUCAUCACAUAUUGAUGCAAUGCUUCUUCGUCUCCGCGCUAGAUACAGAGACGAAGUAGAUCAUCGUUCCAGCAAGCAGAUCCUCUUGGUCCCUACCCUAUCGUUUACGGAUCACCUUGGAGCUCUUGCAUCUAAAGACACGCAAUCACCCAACGAGAUCCUGGAUAGCUCAGAGCUCUCUAGGAUUGGAAACUUCAUCGCCACCUCCCCGCAGGACGUCUUGAUCGCCACAGUGGGCUACUGGCCCACGAACCACUGGGGAUUUGUCUUGAUAACAAUCUCAGGUAGUCGUGUCCAGGCGAAAUGGGGUGAUGGGCUUCAACGAAAGGUGCCCAAGGCGUUGGCGAAGGGGAUCAGGAUGUGGAGUAAUCUAUAUCUGCCGAAGCACAUCGUUACGAUUGAUAGUGGCUACACCUGCGCCUCCCAAAAUGACGGCUAUUCCUGUGGAAUUGUCGCUCUGAAUGCGCUCAAGUACCACAUCUUUCGCGACACCCUCUGGACAGGGGCUACCAAGGAGCAGCUUCGCAUGAACGAAUUCCUAUCGUGCAUGGAGUUCUGCAAAGACAAUGAUACGGUUGAUCCCCCACUGAUACCUCUGUUACCGUUGCUGGAGCCACCUAUAUCACUCACUCCUGCCCCUGUUGUCGCUCCUCAACCCACGAAGCGUCCGCGAGGAAAUAGCAAGGCCAUUGCUACCCCUGGAACCUCCCCUGUAACGUCCCCUACCAGCUCUCCAAGCCGUGUCAUGAAGCGUCCUCGACGAGGGAGCAAGUUGAAUCUGAAUACUCAGAUCGCUCCUAUCCUCGCACUUGGUGCCACCUUGCCUGAGGGCGAUUCACCCAUGGCUUCAGACGAUAACCAACUGGACUUGCCGCUAUCUAGGGUAAAGAAGGUCGAUAAAUCCAGGUCCACACUCUCGAAGCAGCGAAACAAUGCGGCGGCGACGGAUGGCUCGUUUGAACAAAACAAGAUACGCUGGGAAGCAUAUGUCAAGAAGCUUCGCACCCUAGAUCCAUAUGUUGAAGUAUACGAAGGGAAUCCCAAGAAGAUCCGUGACGUCCGCUGCUCAUGGUGUACGAAAGACAUCAAACAAUCUGAGCCAUACAAUACCUAUCGAUUCAAGCAGCACAUCUCGAGAUGCAAGUUUAGAGGAAGCAAACUUCAUACCAAGUCGAUCGCCGGCAUGCUUACUCUUGGCCUCAGUCGUUCGUCUGCCUUGAACUUAUCGAAGCCAAAGCAAGGUAAACUCUGCAAGCGGCCUUGCUCUGGGCUUACAGAGGCUCAUGACGACCGCAUCCCCCAAUACACCUCCCGCACUGAGGUUCGUCACGCUGGAGGGCUGAGUCGACCUUCUCUGGCUCUCAAAUACUUUGGCCAACCCUUUCCCUCUCUCUCCCAGGAGCAGAAGGACGAGGUAGAUCUACAUUACCGAAAUAGCUGUCAAUGGGAGCUAGAUCACGACAACGGAAGGGUGUUCUCCUGCAAAUGUAUUAGGGUGGUAUGGUGCCAGGACUCUGAGGGGCUCAAGGCAUGUACUGAAUGCUUGAGUAUCCUACGACUCCGGGCUUUUCAGGUAUCGAUCUCUCGAGAGGGCGCACCAGACGACCAGAGGAAGUAUAUCCCAUCAAGAUAUCAAAGCGUUGUAACAGGAAAGAUGUACGCUACAAACAAAGGACUGGGCAAGCUUGUCAAGGAGACUGCCAGUAAAAAGGGCGAUUUCCUGUUAGAGUUCACGGUCGCAUUGUCAUCUGGAGCGUUCGAUGGCAAGCCGUCAUUCAUUCAGCUCAUGGAAGUGAUGUUAGAACGUCAUAAACGCCAGGAACGUGGUGUUGGUUUACAGAACAUGCAGUAUGCCACCGACUUCGACCAGUUUUGCCACGAGAUACAAUGCGUACGCCCAGAAGCAUACCGACUCUUCUCGUCUACGUUUGGUGGUCGAUCAGAGCGAAGCAUGCUACGAAUUCGCGCCUCAAAGCCCAAGAUGACGGUUGGAAUCAGCGAGGCUACUCUUCAGCGUGCUGUCAAGUAUCUAGGCGACUAUGACUAUCCUUCGACUUCACCGCUUGCUUGCGCUGUCGACGAUACCAAGCUUCACCCGUCGUUACGCCCUUAUUACGACCAGUCCAAAAAGACCUGGUUUCUCCUUGGUUCAACCACGGGCCCAAUGAUAGUUGCUGACCCCGAUCAACUUGACCAACUCAUUCACCAGGCAUCAGACUCUUUGGCGACAAAGGCGCGCGUUUGGUCUCUUUCGAUCCCUCUCUCUAACGUACCACCUCUGGUCAUGGCAAUCUUACCAAUAUCAGAAAGCAACACGGCUGCUUCUCUGGCAACAAUCGAGGAGUCGCUCCUCAAGCUACUUCUCAUUGAUUCGCCCACUCCAAUAAAUAUCAUCUCCCUCGGAUCGGAUGGUACUGUAAUAGAGCGCAAGGCUCGCCGCCUCUUGAUCGAAUCCGGUUUUGCUGCGGUUGAGUACACCAGCAUCCAACAUCCCAGCAAUAAGGAGCGCCCCCUGAAGGUCGAACUCCUGUGCAUAGGGACACAUCGCCUCGCCAUCAUCCAAGACUCGAAGCAUUUCAGGAAGACGUGUCGUAACAACUUAUUCACCGGUGCAAAGCAGCUCGUAUUGGGCAACCAACUCAUCUACUAUGAGCAGGUCCGAUCAAUGGUAUAUGAUCAGAACCGUUCGCCACUGUAUGUACGCGAUGUCGACAAGUUAGAUCGCCAGGACGAUCGUGCUGCAGCCAGACUCUUCUCAGCAGCGAACAUUAAGCACGCAAUCGAGUCUGGUCAUACUGGCCUCGCUAUAUUUCUCUUUGUCUUUGGGGAGGCCGUCGAUGCGUAUCAGAGCCGUACGAUCACCCACGGUCAACGGAUUCGUAUGGUUCUGUUGGCCUACUUCUUCAAGACGAUCUGGAAGGACUUCCUCGCAGAAAACGGAUAUCCUUCCUCACGCCAUUACAUCUCUCAAGAAGCCGAUGAUAUCUUAGAUAUCCUAGUAAAUGGAUUACUAGGGUUAAUCAUCAUCCACCGUGAUCAUCUCUCAUCGCCCUUCCCGCUCUUACCUUGGAUGCAUGGCUCUGAAGCGAACGAGCAUAUCUUUGGACUACUCCGUAGCACUCUCCCAGAGUUUACGAUUGUUGACGCCAUUCAGAUAAUUCCCAAGCUAGAUGUACGAUUGAUGGCCGCUUGUCAGCGCACGAUAGAAAUAUCGGACUUUCGACGAGGCGGCGCUGGGUACACACACACACACUUCGACGGCAGUGGCGCCAAUCUGGAUACUCUUUCUUCCUUCCCGCCUCGUGAAACGUUUGAACAGAUCGCUGGUAUUGCGUGGAUCGAAGCCAAUGCAAUUUGGGAGGUACUAGGAUAUUACAGGGGCUUGUCACCAACACCCUCUCUUCCCCUUGUCCCCGUCGCUGAUCUCGAUGCAGACGAAGAUGAUCUGUUGGAUGCACCAGCAAUGGGAGACAAAUCACUAGUCGAAGAAGUCUCGGAUCGGGCUAUACUAGACCAGGCUUUGCAGGCAGCCUCGUUUGUAUCUGUGGCACCUUCAAAUCACCCGGACCUCUCUGACAGCGUUAUGGAUACGCUCAACGACUGUGGACUAGCAGCAGCAGCCCUUAACAUGCGUGAUCUAGCAGCACUAGAUGAUCUCGCAGACGAGAAGCCCGAGGCGUUGGCAGAGAUCCAGGCGGCUCUAAAGCCGAUACUUGCGGCGAUAUCAGCUCUAGGUACUGCAGGUCAGGCUGCAGUCAAUGAUCUCUUGAAGCAGGCAAGCGAGCAUCCCUCAGGCUCUCAUGUACAUACCAAGGAAGAAGAUCAGUUGGAGGAUCCCCCAUCGAAUCUAUCUCAGAUCUCGGAGUACGAUAUCGGGAUACUUGUAGAUGAACGGUGGGCACAUCAGAGCAAAGAGACGACUGACACAUGCAGGCCGGUCAACCUUUCUGAUACCUCCCCUAACGAGGAGGAAGCGGCCCCUGUCAGUGCUCGUGUGGAAGACGUCGAGCGAACACCACGCCAGCUACUUGCACAGAAGAUUCACGAAGUGCUGAGGCUGUCUGGCAUCAAUGUUAAAGGAGAAACGAGCGGACUGGCCCGCCAGUUUCGAUGGACAAAGCAGGCCAUGACAACUACAGACAAGGAUGCUACUGGAAAUGCUGUGAACGCGAGGAUAGCGGCGAGCUCAAGGGCCAAUGUGCUAAUCAACUCACGCAAGUCGAUCUUCGCUUCGCUCCCCCUUACAGAUGUGCUGGCUACUGCAAAUAUAACACAUCUAUUUCAGCUAAUUGAUGGCUUGUUUGCCAUCGUACUGUAUGAGAAGAAACUGAUGCUUGGACAAGUCGUCACAUUCUACGAGAAGGGUGGGGGUAAAGCUAGCACACACUCAUGGGUAUCGAACGCCUCAUCUGUCGGCAAUAUCUCCUGGAUUUCCAUGCAAGUUUGGACGCCCCUCUCCACCCCAAAUUUGUUCCGGUCGAUCACGCAGUCUGGUGUUCCUAAAUACGGACUCGUCCACUCCAAGGCAUUCUUAUAUGCACUUACAACAAAAGCCGUUACCAUCCGAGGUGAUAGCUUCAUCAAACUUGCUCCCGCCGUCUACAACUCAGUAUUUCGACCCCUGAACGCGAAAGAGGGGCUGGUGGUUGAGGCUGUAAAGAAAUUGAUGGGGAAGAAGCAUACCUACGAGCUUGAAGACCUUGAAGGCUAA